UGGGGUUUGACUCGGUUCGCAAUCGUGUUCACAGAUAAAAGGCCGACUAUUAGGGCGAUCCCAUUGAACUUCGGAUCGGCGAUCGAGGGUUUUGGAUUUACGCUGCGGUUUCUCCUUCUCGGUGGACCCAGCAGCAGCUGGUCGACGACAAGAGGAAUGGGAGGCAGUUCCACUGGAGCCACCGGCGGCGGAGGUAGUGGAGGAGAGGGUUUUAAGGCGCGGCUCGAACACUAUCUCUAUAGCGGCAACAAGAAGCACGUCUUCGUCGGCAUCGCCAUUUUCGCCGCCGUCUUUUCAGUCCCAUGGAUUUACAUGAAUCGAGGAUCACAGCAUCAAUCGCAUCAAGAUUACAUGGAAAACGCAAGUAAAGCACGGAACGAGCGACUUUCUUCUCGCCAACCAACCAUUGAGUGAUAACAAAAUGGCGAAUACCAUUGCUGCACUUCGUUUCAGUUUGUAUCGGAAACUUUAGUUGCAUCGUCCACAUGCAGGCAUAAAAUAAGCUCUCUAUUUAGAACUCAGAUGCUCUCCUCUUUAUUGUUUGGUUAACAUGUUGCUAGCAAAUGUCUCACUUAGGAGACCGACAUUUUUUGUGGUUUACUUUCCAUAAACUCUCAAUGCUUCAUUUUUUGUGCUGAUACA
Molecule: messenger RNA, 642 nt
Organism: Zingiber officinale
Lineage: Eukaryota; Viridiplantae; Streptophyta; Magnoliopsida; Zingiberales; Zingiberaceae
Exons: 2
Coding region: 157-414 (85 amino acids)
Source: RefSeq, a predicted model, not a curated record